UGCCACCUCCCAAGGACAAACCUCACAACUCAAGGCCCAAGUCAAGAGAGUCUGAAUGCAAGAGCCUCCUGAUCUAGUGGCCAAGACCGCCUCUGACCUCCUGCCAUGUACCCCAACCCUCUCAUCUACUGCACCUGCUGGGACCCCUGGAACUUGGGACCACGGAAGCUAAUCAAGACCCCUCGGCCACCAACCAAGACCACCGUAGGGAAGCCCAAGCUAACUCCUCUUCCUCCAGCUGCAAAAAAACAAAGUUGUGUUCAACCAACAACAAAACCUGUUGUUGCCCCAAAAGUGACAGUCGAUUUAGGAAAACAAGAGGAGAGCAACACAUUACCUAAUGAAGUGAUACAUGUGUCACCUGGCUAUCGCCUCAUUCGAAAUAGGGAGCAGAUUUACGUCACCUUGGGAGAUGAAAUGUUUGAUAAGAAAAAGCAGUCGAAAUCAGAGAUCAUGGACAGAAUCAAAAUUUCCAGGACUGAUAUCAUUACUGACCUCGAAGAGCAGAUCUCAGAGCUGACUGUGAUCAUUGAGCAAAUGAACAGAGACCAUCUGUCUGCCCAGAAAUUGCUCUCCGAUGAAAUGGCUCUCCACUGUGCUGAGAUGCAGGAGAACUUCGAAAACAAGAACAAGGAGCUCAAAGAGGCUCACGCAACAGAGCUCAGUCAGUUGGAGAACAACUACAAAGCAUCAUUGAAGGCAGAGAAGCUGGCUGCCCAAGAAAAACUAGAUGAGAUGGAAAAGGAAUAUAAGUAUUUGAAGAAUAUGUUUCAUAUGUAUCAGGACAGCGUUUAUGAUGAAAUGGAGGACAAGUGGUCGAAGAAGAAGGCAGAAUGGGAAAAGGAGGAGAAGUUAGAGCGGGAAAAGAUCCUGCUACAGCAAAAACAUAAAAUGACAAAAAAGUUUGAGUUAGAGUCAAUAGAAGAAAAGAAGAAAAUAAAUGAUUCCUACAGUGCCAUCUUUGAGAACUUCAUUCGAGAGAAGGAGGAGCUACUGAAACAACAUGAAAAGGAUACCUUACAAUUAGAGGAGCUAAGAAAGACCAAACAGGUCAUGGAGGAAGAAUUGAAUACACAAGCUGUUAUCCUAGAAACACUUAACACAACCCUCUACCAAACCCAGAUGGAACUUCAGAGAGAGAAAGCUACAGUGGGAAAUCUGGAGAAAAUGUUCCAGAUCAAGCUUGCUGAAGCUGAAGAAAAGUUUAAAUAUACCAUACAGCUUCUGACAGAAGAAAACAUUCAUCUAAGGCAAAAAAUAAUUGCCAAGAAUGAAGAAAUUUAUGAAGAACGAUCUGGGAGAUCAACCUCUAUUUAUGAGGAUAAUUCUGACACUUUAGAAGAUGACAAAAAUGAAAAACAAGAAUUGUGAGCAGAAAAGUUGUUCUCCAGUACAAAGGAUGGUAGGAACACCAUCUCUGUAGACUUUGAGAACUCUGGUGAGGUUUUCUUGAGAAAUGUGUAUUAUGAGUUUAGUUCCUGGGUUGCCUUGGUUCUACUUUUGUCUUUUCACAAUUUGCUUUCUUCUAAGUGGUUGGGAAUGUUUGAAUUCUCAUCUCAAUUAUACAGAUUUUCAAGACUCUUCAAUGAAAGGUGAUGUUCUCUGUAUCUGGAUCUGAGCUUUCUCUGGGCAUUGUACUAUUUUCUCUUCCACAUUUAUGUAUUUCAUUAUGAAAACACUAAUCUGAAGAACUUCUCCCUAUUAAAUGUUGACUGUACUUUGACGUUUAGCUUUUGUCCCCCAGGGGCAUUUAGCUAGCAAGAAUGAUAAUUUAUUGAUUCAAUUCCAAAAACCUUUUCUCUUAUGUGUGUCCCC
Callorhinus ursinus (northern fur seal) is the source of this 1815-nucleotide messenger RNA. Lineage: Eukaryota; Metazoa; Chordata; Mammalia; Carnivora; Otariidae. The record is from RefSeq and is a predicted model, not a curated record.